AUGCCUUUCAACAUCACAUCAUACUUCGAUCGCUUCCCCGAAUUCGACCACCACCCCCGUCAAAGCAUCCGCAUCGAAUUCAAUCGUCUGGCAAAGGCUCAAGAGUGGAACAAAUACGAGGCCAAGCGCGAAAGAGGUGACUGCUACAAUGAGGAACUCGAAGGCCACUUCCAAAGACUCGGCAUCACCGAUCAGCUCGAGCGCCUCCAGUACCUCUGCGUCGAGCUCGAUGUCAAGCCUCGCAACACUGUUCACAAGUGCNNAAGAAAGCGAGUUUCUGAAGAUCAACGGUCGCUUGGAGCAUUCACUAACACUGGUGGGCAGGUCUUGAAGCGUACCCAUGUCAACCUCAUCGAUCUGAUGGAUUCCCGUCGUGGCGACAGCAAGGUCGAUAAAUUUGACACCUACAAACAACUCAAGGAGUACACGCUCAAAACCAAGAAAAUCUAUCCUUUGGACUGGGCCAAGGGCGAAACUAUCGAAGUACUUCUCAGACAGAUUUACGGAACUGCCAGAUAG
Molecule: messenger RNA, 519 nt
Organism: Aureobasidium uvarum
Lineage: Eukaryota; Fungi; Ascomycota; Dothideomycetes; Dothideales; Saccotheciaceae
Source: the annotation of a GenBank genome assembly